Messenger RNA from Diatraea saccharalis (sugarcane borer), 2624 nucleotides. Lineage: Eukaryota; Metazoa; Arthropoda; Insecta; Lepidoptera; Crambidae. The record is from the annotation of a GenBank genome assembly.
AAAAAAUGAAAUUGCUUUUAUUGAAUUAUCCAUGAAUGAAAUGAAAUAAUACUUUUAUGUGCUAUACAAAAAACUAAGAUUGAAUACGAUCCACAAAAAAGCCAUGAAUACCGCCGCGCCAACAUCAGCUGAUGCUUGCUUGAGCAUCGUGCAUUCGCUGAUGUGUCAUCGCCAGGGUGGAGAAAGCGAAGGUUUCUCCAAACGUGCCAUAGAGUCACUUGUAAAGAAAUUGAAAGAGAAAAGGGAUGAGUUGGAUUCUUUGAUUACUGCAAUCACAACAAAUGGUGCUCACCCAAGCAAAUGUGUUACUAUACAGAGAACAUUGGAUGGGAGGUUACAGGUAGCCGGUCGCAAGGGGUUCCCACAUGUAAUCUAUGCACGUAUAUGGCGUUGGCCUGACCUUCACAAAAAUGAAUUGAAACAUGUCAAGUUUUGUCAAUUUGCAUUUGACCUCAAAUGUGAUUCUGUAUGUGUGAAUCCAUAUCAUUACGAGAGGGUUGUGUCCCCUGGCAUAGAUCUUUCAGGACUGACACUACAGUCCGGACCGAGCAGACUCGUAAAAGAUGAGUACACCGCUGGCAUUAGUGGAAACGGUAUGGACAUGGACACAGGUGAAUUGGUGACCAUCCAACACCAUGCUACCAGUCCACGACAUCACCAUUCCACUAUCCCUCAUCAUCACCAACAGUUCCAGACAACAAAUAUCAUUAUCAAUCAAGGACAAACGCCAGAGGGCGUUCCGAAUAUGUUCUCGCCGACGCACGGGCCUCGGCCGCAAAUAAGACCUGGGGCCCAACAGCUUCCACAACAAAUGGGUCAUUCUCCGGGGCCCCAACAAAUGAUCUCACAUCCCAGCAACCAAAUGCCUACACCGCAGAUGGUGCAAGGAAACAUGCCUGGCACACCUCAAAUGGGACCGGGGACGCCUCAAAUGGGGCCGAAUCAACCCCAAUUGAGGCCGCCCACGCCUCAAAUGGGGACGAAUGUGCCACAAAUGGCGUCGCCUAGAAUGGCAUCGGCACCUACUCAGAUGUCGCCUGGGACCCCACAGUUGCCUAAUAUAAACCAGACUAUGGCGAUGCCGAGCCCCCCACAGAUGGCUAUGGUGCAACAACGUACCAUAGCUCCAAAAUUGGAGCCUCCUGAUACAAUGGAUGCGAGAGCGAUAUGGCUGCCAAAAAGAAUGAAUCAUCCUGCUUUACCUGUCACUAUGUCACCUGGUGGUACCACUCCACUCAUAGAUGGCACCACAACCGCCUUCUUUACCACAGAACAGACCACAACUGAUACUCAACUGACGCAGACAUUACCUGCGGGUACUGUAGCCGUAUCGCCGGUGGUAGUAGAAACUUCUCAGCAGAAUGGUUUCGCGGCGGCAAGUAGUCCCGCGCCUCAACCAAGCCCAUUGCCGCAUCGUACGCCGCAACAACAAAAUCAACAGCAACAACAGCAACAGCAGCAACAACAACAAGGCACGUGGACUGGUAACAACACGUUGACGUAUACGCAGAGUUUGGCCCCGCCCCCCGCCGCGCCCGUCCCGAUAGAUGCGCCUGCGCAUCACCAUCAUUACUAUAACGGCAAUCCUGGUGGUUUACUGUCCAAUCAACCGGCGCCUGAAUACUGGUGUUCAGUCGCGUACUUCGAGUUGGACACGCAAGUUGGCGAGACAUUCAAAGUGCCAUCAAGUAGACCCAAUGUUACGGUUGACGGCUACGUCGAUCCAUCGGGCGGUAACAGAUUUUGUUUAGGUGCUCUUAGCAAUGUGCACAGAACAGAACAGAGUGAAAGAGCGAGAUUGCACAUCGGUAAAGGCGUUCAACUGGACUUACGCGGUGAAGGCGACGUAUGGCUCCGGUGUUUAUCAGAUCAUAGCGUGUUCGUGCAGUCUUACUAUCUAGACAGGGAGGCUGGACGGGCACCAGGAGAUGCCGUCCACAAGAUAUACCCCUCCGCUUGUAUCAAGGUAUUCGAUCUGCGGCAGUGCCACAGACAGAUGCAAACGCAAGCGGCGACGGCACAAGCGGCGGCCGCGGCACAAGCAGCCGCUGUCGCCGGUCAUAUACAGCCGCAGCAUCCGAGCAUGAACAAAUGUUUGACCGCAGCGGCGGGUAUAGGAGUCGACGAUCUCCGACGAUUGUGUAUAGUACGACUGUCGUUCGUGAAGGGAUGGGGGCCAGAUUACCCUCGCACUUCUAUCAAGGAGACGCCUUGCUGGGUAGAAGUACAUUUACACAGGGCAUUGCAAUUACUGGAUGAAGUUCUGCACACAAUGCCCAUCGACGGUCCUCGGAAUAACAUCGAGUAGGAGUUGAUCGGCUUCUUUUGAGGCCUUGAGCGAGUACACACGCAUGUGCGCUUUUGUUUCGUAACACUGACCGCCGGGAUAGAAACCUUUGUGGGUCGAUUAUCACCCGGAUUGAAAUUGUGGAUUGAGUGAAGUGAAGUGAUGGAAAGUGAUUAUGUUGUUGGUUGUUUAUAUAUAUAAAUUCAAAAUUUUAAAUUAAUUAUAUAUACAUUUUUUUAAUUUUAAACGGAAUAAACUGUGUUAUGAUGGUGGCCAUAAUAGCAUUUAUAAAUUAUACUUUAAUAUUAUAUUUUUAUUUCUCGAAUUGAUAUUGGUU